This is a messenger RNA of Hyalella azteca, 1470 nucleotides long. RefSeq lists its product as uncharacterized. The transcript has 9 exons. The record is from RefSeq and is a predicted model, not a curated record. The annotation marks the transcript as partial. NCBI's taxonomy places the organism in Eukaryota, Metazoa, Arthropoda, Malacostraca, Amphipoda, Hyalellidae.
AUGAAGCGAGUCGACGGAAGUGAGCGAGCCAACGAGAGUGAGCGAGUCGACAGAAAUGAGCGAGCCAACGAGAGUGAGCGAGUCGACAGAAAUGAGCGAGCCAACGAGAGUGAGCGAGUCGACAGAAAUGAGCGUGCCAACGAGAGAGCUCUUGAACCAGAGAUUCCUGGCAAAGCGGUGUCGCUGCAGAUAAACGCACCAAGAAGAGAUGAGUCUGGCAUUUGGUUGGCCAACAUCGAGGGGCUCUUCCCACAAAGAGCGCGCCACAAGAUUGGCAUGAGCGCUGCUGAGGCCAGGGAGGACGAUGAGGUGGGCCACGUCACACCUGACGAAGAGACCGACGAUGAAAAGUUCUUAUACUCAGACGAGGAACCGAGCAGCUACGAGACCGACGGUCUCUACUUGACUGACGAUGAAGCGGAGCUUGGUGACGAAGGCGACGAUGUAGGGGAGCGAUACCCCCAUGAAGGUGUAGACGCACGUCAUCAUCGGAAAGCGAGUGCCGUCGUUCAACGUCACGACCAAGAAAAUGAUGUUGACGUCAAAGAAAACGGUAAUUUGAUGAAUGAAAAUAAAGGGACACCCGCAGAAACUCCGAUGUCACACAAAGGAAACGAUGAUGACCUCGCUGAAAACAAGAUUUUGCAAGAGGGAACUGAAAUAUUCCACAAUAAGAAGCCCAAACGUAAAAAACAUCAUAAUUCCAAGUCGGACAAGACUGAAGAUCAGUCGGAAACGAUGUCAAAUAUUAGAUCUUCCUAUGCGAAAGAUUCCAGAAAAGGUGCAUCAAGGCAUCAUCACUUGACUUUUGACUCGGAAGAAGAACCUAAUGAACUUAAACCUGAACUUCAUCCUGCCGGGAAGGAGUUUAAACUUCCUCAUGGUCUGGAGAUCAUGUCGCUGGUGAAGGAGGUAGCUGAGGGAGGUGACGAAGGUACCAAGGCUGUGGACCCCAUCGCUGCCAUCGACCCUCAUCAGCCCUCGUCCCGUGAGCAAGACGAGGCUCGUGACGAGCGCGACGUGUUCCUGCCCUCGUCAGCAGAGGGCGACGAGGGGGCGCCGCGGUCUGCAGCCCUGCGAGGGGCGCCGCUCCCCCACCACGACCUGUACGUGGGGGGCCGUGGGGGGCUCCUCAGCUGCGACGUCUGCACCACACACAACUACCUCUGCAGACUAGUGUCAGGUAUCUUCACGAGGUCGGGGUUGACGUUGGGCUACAACGUCGUGACAACGCUACCUGCUGGCGCCUGCAACGUUACCGUCAGCGAGCUGCGGCCGUCGCAGAACUUCUUCGGUGUUUAUUACCGUGUUCCCUCAUUAAGUUACUGUGUUCCCUCAUUAAGUUACUGUGUUCCCUCAUUACUUACUGUUUACUGUGUUCCCUCAUUACGUUACUGUGUUUCCUCAUUAAGUUACCGUGUUCCCUCAUUAAGUUACUGUGUUCCCUCAUUAAGUUACUGUGUUCCCUCA